AUGUCGACCACGCGAGCAUUGGCAAGGCUCUCCAGGAGCGCAACCGCUGCCUCGAGGGCCCCUGUCUCCUCGACCGUCUUCAAGCGCGGCAUGGCCUCGGUGGUCCCCGAGUCGCAGACGUCGGCCGCCAGCGAGCCCACGCCCAGCAACGACGCGAGGAUCAAGAAGUUCCACAUUUACCGUUGGAACCCCGACGAGCCCACCUCGAAGCCGCGCAUGCAGACCUACACCCUCGAUCUGAACAAGACCGGUCCCAUGAUGCUCGACGCCCUCAUCCGCAUCAAGAACGAGAUGGACCCCACCCUGACCUUCAGGCGCAGUUGUCGUGAGGGUAUCUGCGGUAGUUGCGCCAUGAACAUCGACGGUGUCAACACCCUGGCAUGUCUCUGCCGCAUUCCCACCGACACCGCUAAGGAAUCUCGCAUCUACCCGCUGCCGCACACCUACGUCGUCAAGGAUCUUGUCCCCGACCUUACCCAGUUCUACAAGCAGUACCGUUCGAUCAAGCCCUACCUGCAGCGCGACACUCCCCCGGCCGAUGGACGCGAGAACAGGCAGUCCAAGGAGGAGCGCAAGAAGCUCGACGGCCUGUACGAAUGCAUUCUGUGCGCCUGCUGCAGCACCUCCUGCCCCUCGUACUGGUGGAACUCGGAGGAGUACCUCGGCCCCGCCAUCCUUAUGCAGAGCUACCGUUGGAUUGCGGACUCGCGUGACCAGAAGAGGGCUGAGCGCCAGGACCAGCUGAACAACAGCAUGUCCCUCUACCGUUGCCACACGAUUCUCAACUGCUCGAGGACCUGCCCCAAGGGACUCAACCCGGCCCUCGCCAUCGCCGAGAUCAAGAAGGGCAUGGCUUUCACUUAA
Molecule: messenger RNA, 864 nt
Organism: Lasiodiplodia theobromae
Lineage: Eukaryota; Fungi; Ascomycota; Dothideomycetes; Botryosphaeriales; Botryosphaeriaceae
Product: Ferredoxin
Exons: 3
Coding region: 1-864 (287 amino acids)
Biological process (GO): tricarboxylic acid cycle; respiratory electron transport chain; aerobic respiration
Cellular component (GO): mitochondrial membrane
Molecular function (GO): 2 iron, 2 sulfur cluster binding; electron transfer activity
Source: RefSeq, a predicted model, not a curated record